Molecule: messenger RNA, 3962 nt
Organism: Enhydra lutris kenyoni (northern sea otter)
Lineage: Eukaryota; Metazoa; Chordata; Mammalia; Carnivora; Mustelidae
Product: zinc finger protein 674-like
Exons: 8
Coding region: 266-3598 (1110 amino acids)
Biological process (GO): regulation of transcription by RNA polymerase II
Molecular function (GO): DNA-binding transcription factor activity, RNA polymerase II-specific; RNA polymerase II cis-regulatory region sequence-specific DNA binding
Source: RefSeq, a predicted model, not a curated record
CAGCACAGAGAGCUGCCCCCUCGGUGCCCCCAGGAGGCAAUUGUGGGGAGGAUGGUGAAUGACUGACCACAUGGACACUGGCUUUUCAGCAUUUCUUGGAGUCUCUGCGGAACCCCCGGGCCAGACCCCGUAGUGGAGGCUCUAGGACCUACCUCCCGACCCCAGCAGCUCUGAUUGGGUCCCCAGCUGCCCACCCGGCUUCUAGCUCCUGGGAAGAGCAGAGUCAUCGGCAAGAGAGCCCGGAGAGCUGAGGCCCAGCGGGAACAUGCCAGCUAACCAGAGUUCUCCCCAGUGGUCCUCGGUCCUGGCUGCAGAGGGACAUGGCAGCCUGUGUGAGGUCUCCGUGUCAUUCGAGGAUGUGACUGUGGACUUCAGCAAGGAAGAGUGGCAGCAACUGGACCCUGCUCAGAGACGCUUGUACCGGGAUGUGACGCUGGAGAAUUACAGCCACCUGCGCUCAGUGGGGUGCCUGGUUCCCAAACCAGAGGUCAUCUUCAAGUUGGAGCAAGGAGAGGGGCCAUGGACAUUGGAGGGGGAAACCCCACAUCAGAGCUGGUCAGACGAGGAUAUUGGGGAAAAGCAACACCAGAGAAUUGCUGGGAAAGUUUCAUUGCACUGUGAGAAAUUUGGUCAACUCAUAGGAGAAGAUCCAUUGUGUUCCAUUUUAGAAGAAUUGUGGCAAAACAAAAGCCAGCUAGAGAGAUAUCGGGAGAGCCAGAAUCACCCUUUAAGUCAUGUGAAAGUAUUGAUUAAGGAGAGGGGCUAUGAAUGUAAGAAUACUGAAAAAAUAAUCCAUGUGAGUACCAAGCUUGUUCCUUCAAUUAAAAGUCUCCGUAACUAUGACCCAUUUAGAAAGAGUCUGAAGCAUACUUUAAACUUACACAAUCAUAAUAAAAGCAAUGCAACAAAGAAGCUUGAUAAGAUUUUUGGAAAUGAUAACAAUUUUGCCCCUAGCUCUUCGUCUACUGAGACUGCGAAUACAGGGGCAAAUUCCUGUGACAUUAAUCAAUGUGAAAAACAUCUUGGCAACAAACAAGUUCUCAUCCACCAUCAGACAAUUCAGACUGGGGAGCAACUGCCUGUAUGUACUGAGUGUGUAAAGGGCUUCUCCCAAAAGCCCCAUCUCUCUGAGCAUCAGAGAAUUCAUGCUGAGGAAAAAUCCCAUGAAUGUCAUAAAAGCCACAAAGCCCUCAGGCAGAAGCCACCAAUUAAUGUACCUCAAAGUGCUUAUACAGGAGACAAACCCUAUAUAUGUACUCAAUGUGAGAAGGCCUUUACUCUCAAGUCGAACCUCAUUACACAUCAGAAAAUUCAUACUGGGCAGAAACCCUAUAAAUGCAGUGAAUGCGGAAAAGCCUUUUUCCACAGAUCCUAUCUCUUUAGACACAUGAGAAUCCAUACGGGAGAAAAACCGUACGAAUGCCGUGAGUGUGGAAGAGGCUUCUCCCAGAAUUCAGACCUUACCAUACAUCAGAAAACUCAUACCGGAGAGAAACACUACGCGUGCGGCGAAUGCGGGAAAGCCUUCACCAGAAAGUCAGCACUCAGAAUGCAUCAGAGAAUCCACACAGGAGAGAAACCCUACGUAUGCCCUGAAUGCGGGAAGGCCUUCAUCCAGAAAUCCCACUUCAACACACAUCAGAGAAUCCAUACCGGCGAGAAGCCUUACGAAUGUGGCGAGUGCGGAAAGUCGUUCACGAAGAAGUCACAGCUCCACGUGCAUCAAAGAAUUCACACAGGGGAAAAACCCUAUAUAUGUACAGAAUGUGGAAAGGUCUUCACUCACAGGACAAACCUCACUACACAUCAGAAAACUCAUACUGGAGAGAAACCCUAUACAUGUGCUGAAUGUGGCAAGGCUUUCAGCGACCAGUCAAAUCUCAUUAAACACCAGAAAACGCACACUGGAGAGAAACCCUAUAAAUGCAACGGCUGUGGAAAAGCCUUCAUAUGGAAAUCACGCCUCAAAAUACAUCAGAAAUCUCAUAUUGGAGAGAGACACUAUGAAUGCAACGAAUGUGGGAAAGCCUUCAUCCAGAAAUCGACACUAAGUGUGCAUCAGAGAAUCCACACAGGAGAGAAACCCUACGUUUGUCCUGAAUGCGGGAAGGCCUUCAUCCAGAAAUCCCACUUCAUUGCACAUCAUAGAAUCCAUACCGGAGAGAAGCCUUACGAGUGCAGCGACUGUGGCAAGUGCUUUACUAAGAAGUCACAGCUUCGUGUGCAUCAGAAGAUUCACACAGGGGAGAAACCCAAUAUAUGCGCCGAAUGUGGAAAAGCCUUCACUGACAGGUCCAAUCUGAUAACACAUCAGAAAAUCCACACUAGAGAGAAACCCUAUAAAUGCAGUGACUGCGGAAAAACCUUCACUUGGAAGUCCCGCCUCACUAUCCAUCAGAAAUCUCAUACUGGAGAGAGACACUAUGAAUGCAGUAAAUGCGGGAAAGCCUUCAUCCAGAAAGCAACAUUAAGUAUGCAUCAGAUUAUUCAUACCGGAAAGAAACCCUAUGCCUGUUACAUUUGCAAGAAAGCCUUCAGCAGGAAAUCUGAUCUCACCCUUCAUCAUAGGAUUCAUAUUUCUGAGAAGCUCUAUGAAUGUAAUGAAUGCAAGGAAGCCUUCUCCUAUAACACAUCCUUUACUGACCAUCAGAAAACUCAUGCUGGGGGCAAAUGCUAUGAGUGUUCUGAAUGCGGUAAAGUGUUUAUCCAAAAAGCAAACCUUGUAGUACAUCAGAGAACUCACACAGGAGAGAAGCCUUAUGAAUGCUUUGAAUGUGCAAAAGCCUUCAGCCAGAAGUCAACCCUCAUUGCUCACCAGAGAACUCACACAGGGGAGAAGCCCUAUGAAUGCAGUGAAUGUGGGAAAACCUUCAUCCAGAAGUCGACUCUGAUUAAACACAAGCGAACUCACACAGCAGAGAAACCAUUUGUAUGUGGUGAAUGUGCAAAAGCCUUUAAGACCAACCCCAUUAAACACCAGAGGUCUCAUACAAAAGAGAAACCUUAUGAAUGCAGUAAAUGCAGAAAAAGCUUCAGGGGAAAGUCACACCUCUCUGUUCAUCAGAGGAUUCAUACAGGAGAGAAGCCUUACAAAUGCAGCAUAUGCGGGAAGACUUUCAGUGGGAAAUCACACCUCUCUGUCCAUCAUAGAACUCAUACAGGAGAGAAGCCUUAUGAAUGCAGAAGAUGUGGGAAAGCGUUUGGUGAAAAGUCAACCCUCAUUGUACAUCACAGAACCCACACAGGAGAGAAACCUUAUAAAUGCAAUGAGUGUGGGAAAGCCUUCAGCGAGAAGUCACCACUGAUAAAACAUCAGAGAAUUCAUACAGGAGAAAGGCCCUAUGAAUGCAGUAACUGUGGGAAGGCUUUCAGUAGGAAGUCAACUCUCAUUAAACAUCAGAGAAUCCACACAGGGGAAAAACCCUAUGAAUGCAGUGAAUGUGGGAAAGCCUUUAGUGUGAAAUCAACUCUCAUUGUACAUCACAGAACUCAUACGGGAGAAAAACCCUAUGAAUGCAGGGACUGUGGAAAAGCCUUCAGUGGGAAGUCAACUCUCAUUAAACAUCAGAGAAGCCACACAGGAGAUAAAACCUAUUAAGACACUUGAGCGUGAGAUAAUGUCACUAUUCGUUAUAUCUCAUUAUGUAUCUGUUCAUCCUGGUCAGUAACCUUAUAAAUGUCAAGAAUGUCAGAAACUCUUAAGAUAUUAUUUAAUGUUCCUUUAAUAUAAUAAAUGGUACAAAAGCAUAAUUCCAGGAGCAUGCAGUGAAUGUGAUCAGAUUUUUACCCAGAAUUCUUAUCCGUGAGUGGAAAAUUAUGUAUCAGAGAAUUCCAAGGUGGCAAAAUUGUGAGUGUAUUGACAUGAGAUUACCUUGAGAAAGAAUUUAAAUGUCAAUGCCUGUCAGGGUAUUUAUGCUGAGGAAGAACUAAGAAUUGAAUGAGUUUAGAAAACCGUGUUAGCA